GCACCGCCCCCCGGCCCUGCGCCACCACGGGCGGGGCCGCGCACGCGUGUCACAGCGCACUGAUUUGUGAAUCUCUGCUGCUCUCUUCAUUCAGGCCCAGAGGUCCCUCUUCUCCUGCACUUACCCUGCAGAUCCACACCSAUCAUGCUGAGAUUCGGGCAGCACCUCAUCAAGCCCUCCGUGGUGUUCCUGAGGACGGAGCUGUCCUUCGCCCUGGUGAACCGCAGGCCGGUGGUGCCGGGCCAUGUCCUUGUGUGUCCCCUGCGGCCGGUGGAGCGUUUCCGUGACCUGUGUCCCGAGGAAGUGGCGGAUCUGUUCCGUGCGGCGCAAAGGGUUGGCAACGUGGUGGAGAAACAUUUCUGCGGCACCUCGCUCACCUUUUCCAUCCAGGAUGGCCCUGAAGCUGGACAAACAGUGAAGCAUGUUCAUGUCCAUGUGCUUCCAAGGAGGGCUGGAGACUUCAGCAGGAAUGAUGAUGUCUAUGAGGAGUUGCAACGACAUGACAAAGAGGAUUCCCCUGACAAGUGGAGGACAGAAGAWGAAAUGGCAGCUGAAGCAGAAAUUCUGAAGAAGUAUUUCCAGGAAAAUUAAAGGUAACAAAGUGUUUGGAACACAUCCCAUGACAUCAGGAAGUCCCCAGAAAGAACAACCUCAUUCUCCAGUUCUCCGUGGCCCUGGAGCUGCAGCUCAACAAUUUUAUUAUUUUCUACAAAUAUGGGAUUCUUCUAUGAAAAAUUUUAUUGGACCUUUGGAUAUCAUCAAGGUUGAAUUUCAGCGAAGACAACUAAACAGCACUGGUUCAAAAUAUUGCUCUGAAUUGUAACUCAUAUUUUCCUGAAUUGUGUACUUGGGAAUGAAUCUUUAUAAAUUGUCCCUUGGCCUAAAUUGAAAUAAAGUGCUAGGAAAAUCAGGUAGCUAUUGUGUUUAGGUGCAUUAUAAAGUGUUUACUCCACGUUGUGCUCUUUGAUUCAGUUAUUGUAUGUAAGCUAUUUUAUCAUAGAAAGAUUAGAUCUUUUAGCAGUGUGGCAAUUCACACAAACCAAGGCUUUGUUACAGACCAGCCAAGRAAAGGACUUGGAGAGCUGGUUUUUCUUCAGAUGAGUUCUGUAAAAAGAAAUACUAAGUUUCCUGUGAUUUUUCUAUUCUCUGUUCUUUUAAUGCAUUAUGACAAGGCUUCUGGAGCUUAAGGUGAUACAGAACACUUCUGUAAAACUAUAAAUUAAUGUGUGAAGCUGCUCACGGGGUAGUAAUCACAUCAGGGUUAGUCUGGCACCACAAACAGCGAGUGGGAGCUGCCCACGGGGAACAAUCUCCCAGCAAGAAAUGCCGUGUUCAGAACCCUGCACAGGAACAAACCCACCGUGGGUUAGCUGCUGAUUGCUAACACAGAACACAGCAAAAGGAGUCAAGUAACAGAUGGGAGAGAAGAAGUGAGUCCGCUAGAUUUGCAUGAAAAGAGCACCCAUAAUCCUUCUCCGGAACUGCAGGGAA
Molecule: messenger RNA, 1491 nt
Organism: Malurus melanocephalus (red-backed fairy wren)
Lineage: Eukaryota; Metazoa; Chordata; Aves; Passeriformes; Maluridae
Gene: FHIT
Product: fragile histidine triad diadenosine triphosphatase
Exons: 8
Coding region: 145-591 (148 amino acids)
Biological process (GO): diadenosine triphosphate catabolic process; purine nucleotide metabolic process; negative regulation of proteasomal ubiquitin-dependent protein catabolic process
Cellular component (GO): plasma membrane; nucleus; cytoplasm
Molecular function (GO): bis(5'-adenosyl)-triphosphatase activity; ubiquitin protein ligase binding
Source: RefSeq, a predicted model, not a curated record